GGAAUUCAUACGCCCUUCGUAACGGCCGCCAUCUUUCUUUGCUAAUUUUGACAUAGGGGCUCACUUCAGAAAUCUGUCAUCAUCGGGACUUCUAAGGGAUAAAAACAUCUUAAAUUCCAACACAUCGAUAGGCGAAGUCUUUGUGAUGGCAGAUACAGACAAAUUAAAUAUUGAUAGCAUCAUAGCACGGCUUUUAGAAGUAAGAGGAUCAAGACCGGGCAAAAAUGUCCAGUUGACAGAAUCGGAAAUCCGAGGUCUCUGCUUAAAGUCAAGAGAAAUAUUUUUAAGUCAGCCUAUCCUUCUGGAACUUGAAGCUCCCUUGAAAAUAUGUGGUGAUAUUCACGGUCAGUACUACGACCUUUUGCGUCUGUUCGAGUAUGGGGGUUUUCCACCAGAGAGCAACUACCUGUUUCUUGGAGAUUAUGUAGAUCGAGGGAAGCAGUCUCUUGAAACAAUAUGUCUGUUGCUGGCUUACAAGAUCAAGUACCCUGAGAACUUUUUUCUUCUUCGAGGAAACCAUGAGUGUGCAAGCAUUAACAGAAUAUAUGGAUUCUAUGAUGAGUGCAAGCGGCGAUACAACAUCAAACUUUGGAAGACAUUUACAGACUGCUUCAACUGUUUACCUAUAGCUGCAAUCAUUGAUGAGAAGAUCUUCUGUUGUCAUGGAGGCUUGAGUCCAGACCUUCAGUCCAUGGAACAGAUCCGACGAAUCAUGCGACCAACAGACGUCCCAGACCAAGGUUUAUUGUGUGACUUGCUCUGGUCAGAUCCAGACAAGGAAACAAUGGGAUGGGGAGAGAAUGACAGAGGCGUGUCAUUUACAUUUGGAGCAGAAGUUGUUGCAAAAUUCUUGCACAAACACGACUUGGACCUUAUAUGCAGGGCUCAUCAAGUUGUGGAAGAUGGGUAUGAAUUCUUUGCAAAGCGCCAGCUAGUGACACUCUUCUCUGCCCCCAACUACUGUGGAGAGUUUGAUAAUGCUGGUGCCAUGAUGAGUGUGGAUGAGACCCUCAUGUGCUCAUUCCAGAUACUUAAGCCUGCAGAUAAGAAGAAAUUCCCAUACGGAGGAUUAAAUGCAGGUCGACCAGUCACACCUCCUAGGGGAGCCCCAAAAGCCAAAGGAAAGAUGUAAUCAUGUCAAUAAUGGGAUUAAACUUUAAAAGUAAAAAAAACAAACUGCGAAACAGACCCGGCAGAGACAGCUGAUCUGUGCCCGACAGAUGGCGGCCGACGAUUCAGACACGGCAACCUUGACAUUGUGUACUAAUGGACCUGCUCACGUUUCCCUGUUAGCUGGCUUAGCUAGUGUGUUAGCAGUGAUACACCGAUUGAUAUUGGAUGGAAGAUGAGCACUGUGAUGUAGCUACCAGGAUGAUGGGGAUAUUCUGCCCAGGCUGCUGUGGCUGAAUCAAGUUUGAGCGAGCAAGACCAGCUGCCACUUUCUAAUGGAGCAUCAAGUGGGUUGGGUGGGCAUUUUUUAGUCUGUGAGCGGGAUGGUCUUUGUAAAUAUUGAUAAAAAUUUUGUUUCAUGAAACAGUGUUGGCAUGCAUGUUAUACCAUGGACAUGCCUCCACCCCUGCUUACCAGUGCUGUACAGUUCUGGCUUUUCACCACUCCUAUGUCUAAUGGCGGUCUCGGAACUUCACUCCUGCGAUGUACUGAACGACCUGCAACCACCAGUCAUGUCCUUAACUCCUUGUUCACUCACAAUAUGAAAUACUUGAUUAUGUAUGUAUUUUAUUUAGAGUGUAUAGUCUAGCAUUCCCACAACAAAGUCACCAGCUGUACAGGACUUCAUUUCACUUGACGAUAAAUUUUUAGUCGCUCCUGUUGUACAAAUGGAACUUCUUAUUUAAUAAUUACUUAUUGUCUGUCUGUGGUUGUUCUUCAGUCCUAUUCCUUUGUGGUGUCCUGGUGCAAGCCGAUGGGUCAUGUUUUACCUUCCGACUGUGUAAUUUAUCACAAAUGAAUUCUGGCCACGGCCUACCAGGAAGACCCACAACAAAAAGUAAUUGGCAGUCGUUAAAAUCUCUGAGAAUGCAUCAAAUAAUACUUGACAGUCUUUGCGCUUUACUUCUCAUUCUUUGAAGGUGAUUAUGUGCUAAUAUUGCCUCUGAAAUGGGAAUGACAAUUCACACAUCAAUCUGUUCAUGUCAAUUUUGCAAUUUGUUCAGUCAACCAUAAUGUGCUUGCUGCUAUAUGUAUCAUACUUACUCUCUUGUAUAAUAAGUUUGAAGACCAUUUAUGAAAUUCUGAUGUGAUUUUAGAUUUGCUGAAAAAUGCUACAGGUUACUGUGAAUUGCUGUUCCUGUGAAGAGAGAUUUUAUCACUAGUCUCUGGAAUUCAUUUGUGCAGUUAGUCAAAAGAAUUGUGUUGAUCAUUACCAUUUUAUUACGUCCAUUUGUCUUCUUUUGUAGCUGAAAUUCUCACACUGUAAAAUAAAUGAAUGUAGUUUCGUAA
Molecule: messenger RNA, 2460 nt
Organism: Haliotis rubra (blacklip abalone)
Lineage: Eukaryota; Metazoa; Mollusca; Gastropoda; Lepetellida; Haliotidae
Product: serine/threonine-protein phosphatase alpha-2 isoform
Exons: 7
Coding region: 146-1132 (328 amino acids)
Cellular component (GO): nucleus; cytoplasm
Molecular function (GO): protein serine/threonine phosphatase activity
Source: RefSeq, a predicted model, not a curated record